Molecule: messenger RNA, 917 nt
Organism: Episyrphus balteatus (marmalade hoverfly)
Lineage: Eukaryota; Metazoa; Arthropoda; Insecta; Diptera; Syrphidae
Product: lectizyme
Exons: 1
Coding region: 43-870 (275 amino acids)
Biological process (GO): proteolysis
Molecular function (GO): serine-type endopeptidase activity
Source: RefSeq, a predicted model, not a curated record
UUAGAACAAAGUCAGUGUAUUCUGAACUAGAAAACUUCAAUCAUGAAGGUUGUGAUAGUUGUUGCCUUAUUGUUGGCCUGUGCCAAUGCUUCAGUUAUUGAAACUAUUCAAAAACUGACAGCCAGCUUUGCAACACCAUAUGUUAUUAAGGGUCAAGAAGCUGAACCAAACUCGGCUCCAUACAUCGUAUCGUUGAGUAGGAAGUUCAGCAAACAUUCCCACACCUGUGGUGGUACAAUCAUCAAUAAGGAAUGGAUCGUUACCGCUGCCCAUUGUAUUUCCAAGCCCGUAGGCAUGGGUGUAUAUGCUGGACUCCAUGAACGUCUUCAAACUAACGUAGCCACUGCUCAGCACCGUGAAGUUGACUUUGGAAAAGUUCACUCAUCAUACGAAGGAAAUGUUGGACCCUACGAUAUUGCUCUUUUGCACGUUUCCGAACCCUUUGAUUUUAACGAAUCAGUUCAACCAGCUGUACUUCCAGGUUUUGGAGAUAUUCCUUCUGGCAAUGCUACUCUGUAUGGUUGGGGACAAACUAAGGCUUACAUUUUGACUGCUGCCAAAACUCUGCAGACUGUUAAGACUGAAGUUGUCGAUUGGGACGAGUGCAAGGACACGUUGCCGGAAUCAGCUCCUCUGGAUCCCAGUAACGUAUGCAGCUCAUCUCUUGGAAAAGGAGUUUCAGCUUGCAAUGGCGACUCUGGUGGCCCAUUGGUAAAGGAAACCGAAAACAGUCCAACCGAACUUAUUGGAAUUGUUUCUUGGGGAUACAUUCCCUGUGGUUCAGGAAACAUGCCAUCAAUUUACACCCGUGUAUCGGCAUAUAUUGGCUGGAUGAACGACAUUCAAAGUGCAUAUUAUAAAUUGUUCUAAAAAAAACAUGUAAAUAAAUUUUGUUGUUUACAACUUUUUAUCAUAAA